This is a messenger RNA of Rotaria socialis, 1440 nucleotides long. Lineage: Eukaryota; Metazoa; Rotifera; Eurotatoria; Philodinida; Philodinidae. The record is from the annotation of a GenBank genome assembly.
AUGCUAGCUUAUCCACAAUCUUUACGAGGCAACAUUUCUUUAUCUAGUACAACGAUUGAUUCUGUAGCUAAGUUCUAUUAUGAAGAUGGAAUCAGUCGAGCAUCAUCCAACUCUAAAGACACGAUCAAAAUUAACGGAAAACCAGCAAUAGUUCGGUUUUUGGAAAUGACCAUCUUGGAUGCCUAUCGAAUUUUCAAUGAACGAUUUCCUGGAGUUGUCUCAAGGUCGACUUUCACUGUUGUUCGACCACACGAAGUAAAAAUUGCAACACCACAUGAAACAUGGAUGGAACAAGUACUAUCAGAAAUAUAUGGUGUAAAGUCGUUAUCAGCUGACAACAAGAUCGAUAUGAAAGUCUUGAUUACUCGAAUGGUGUGUACCACUCAGAAAGAAGAGUACUUCAAUGAAGAAUUCGACGACUGUCCAAUAGAAAAUAUCACAGAUGUUCUUACUCAUAACAAUUCUAUGGAUCUAGAUGAAGAAUGCUCAUGGACGUUGUGGAAAAAAGUCGAUAAUAAAUUUGACCUUCAACAGAUGAUCGACUCGGUAGACUCGCUGCUCACUGAAAUUAAAGAAAGAUGGUCCACAUUUUUACUUCACACGUUUUCAAAUCGUGAACAACGGGAAUAUAUCAAAGAUUUACGUAGUCAAUCGACAGACAAGUCGUUCAUUGUAGCACAAAUUGAUUUCUCAAUGAAUUACACAUUGUUACGCCAACGUGAAGUUCAACAAGGGUUUGUCAGUCAACAUCAAGCCACUUUGUUUACGAUCCAUUUGACAAUCGGACAAGGACAAAGAAAUUUAGCGAUUAUCAGUAAUUACUUGGAACAUACAACAGCCUUUGUUUAUUGUGCACAAAAGGUUCUCGCCGAAUUCAUCAAGAAAAAUUUUCCACUGGUGAAAAAGAUCAAUUAUCUUAGUGAUGGAGCAUGUGCGCAUUUUAAGAAUAAUGCCAACAUUCUCAAUUUAAUUCAUCAUAAAACUGACUACGAUUUGGAGGCGGCUUUGACAUUCACAGCUGCCGGUCAUGGAAAAGGAGCUGGGGGUGGCAUUGGCACCGUUAUAAAGACCAUUGCUAGACGUGCUACUCUAUCCAAGAAUAUUCUUCUGUCGACGGCAAAAGAUUUCUUUGAGUUCUCUAAAGCACAGCAGCUUACAAUCGAAGAAAGAUCUAACAAAGAUUGUCCAGGUGUUUACGUCUUCUAUAUUGAAGCCGAGGAGGUUGAAAAGGCAAAGAACAACUUUUUGAAAGCCAGAAGCGAAAAAUUUCGAAAAUCAGGUAAGAAAAAUCAUCUUUUGAAAAUAGCUAAUGAUAGUUCCGAUUUAGGCACAAUACGAGGAAUCCGAAUGAUGCAUGAAUUUCAGCCAACGAGUGACACAACGGUUCAAUAUCGUACAACAUCUAGAUCAACUCACAUCAGGACAUUUACAUUUAAAUAA